AUGUCAAGCAUUGCAUUGUUGGACUUUUCGGACGCUGGACUUUCCGGCUGCGAACAAUUCGCACUCUGCACAAGUUCUACUGCCGAGAGUAACUCUCGACGUAUGGUUUCCAGCUUGUUCCAAGAUCAUCCUGCGCCGGAGUCCAAGGAGCCCGCCCACGCGACCGCCGCCAUGGCGACGCUGGCGUUCGCGGUGCGCCGGCGCGAUCCAGAGCUCGUCGGCCCGGCCGCGCCGACGCCUCGUGAGACCAAGCGCCUGUCUGAGAUCGACGACCAGGACACGCUGCGCGGGCACGUGUCCUUCGCCCUCGUCUACCGCGCCCGCGUGAUGGAUGACGACGACGUCGCACCGGUUCACCCGGCCGGAGUCAUCCGGCGCGCGCUCGGUGAAGUACUGGUGCACUACUACCCGCUGGCUGGACGGCUCAGAGAGGCGGAGGGGCGGAAGCUAGUGGUCGAGUGCAGCGGUGAGGGGGUGAUGUUCGUGGAGGCCGACGCCGACGUGCGGCUGGAGGAGCUCGAGGGGGCCGGGCUCAGGCCGCCGUUCCCGUGCAUGGACCAGCUGCUCUUCGACGUGGAGGGCUCCGGCGGCGUGCUCAACUGCCCGUUGCUGCUCAUCCAGGUGACUCGGCUGCUCUGGGGCGGCUUCAUCUUCGCGCUCCGCCUCAACCAUACCAUGUGCGACGCCAUCGGCAUCGUGCAGUUCAUGAACGCCGUCGCCGAGCUCGCCCGCGGCCUCCCGGCGCCGACCGUCGCUCCCCCGUGGUCCCGUGAGCUCCUAGAGGCGCGCAACCCGCCUAUGGCGUCGUUCCCGCACCGCGAGUUCGACCUUAUUCCACCGCCGGCGCCGCCGGCCGGCGACAUGGUCAUGCGGUCCUUCAUUUUCGGCCCCUCCGACCUCGCAGCGAUCAAGAAGCAUCUCCCUCCUCUCGUUCGCGACAAGGCCACCACCUUCGAGGCGCUGGCGGCAUACCUCUGGUGCGCCCGCACGGCGGCGCUCGAGGUCCCGCAGGGCGAGGAAGCGCGGCUGGUCAUCAUCGCCAACUUCCGGGCCUUCGUCGAGCUGGGCCUGCCGGGCGGAUACUAUGGAAACGCGUGCGUGCCCCUGGCCGCGCUGGCCGACGCCGCUGCACUGCGCGGGGGUGGCUCGCUGGCUGACGCGGUGGCGCUGGUGCGGCGGGCCAAGGCUGCAGUGACCGCCGAGUACGUGCGUUCCACGGUCGACGUGCUGGUUCUGCGCGGCCGGCCGUUCUUGGCACUGCAGAACCUGUUCGUCGUGUCCGACAACCGGCACGCCGGGUUCCACCGCGUCGACUUCGGGUGGGGCGAGCCGGUGUACGGCGGCCCGGCCGACACUGUCUUCGGCGUGACCUUCCUCGUCCCCGUCAAGGACCGUGACGGGGAGGACGCGAUUACCGUGCCGAUCGUGUUGCCACGGCCGGCCAUGGAGCGGUUCGCGGCGGAGAUGGAGAGCCUGUGCAAGGCGUAG
Triticum turgidum subsp. durum (durum wheat) is the source of this 1488-nucleotide messenger RNA. Lineage: Eukaryota; Viridiplantae; Streptophyta; Magnoliopsida; Poales; Poaceae. The record is from the annotation of a GenBank genome assembly.